AUGAAGUUGCAAAACCUCUUGUUCAUUACUAGUGCUAUUGGUCAUAGUAUUCCGAAUGUUCAUAGAAUUUCUAAAAUUGUUGCCAGAGACGAAUUGGCUGAAAUCAAUAGCAUUUACGACUCAUUGUCUUCUAAUGAUUUAGAUUACAUUAACAAACAUGUUGAUAACUUGAAAAAUUUCGAUGGUUCUGAUUGUGAUGCAUGUAAGAAUAAAAUGUCUUAUGCCAGAGGGUUAAUUGAUGACGAUGAAGAUGCUCAACAUUUGAUCAGUUUAACAUUAUUCAAGUAUUGUCUUGAGUUAAAUGAUAAUGAUCCAACUGCAUGUGAAAAGACCGAUUUUUUCAUUACAACUCAAUCAAAAUAUGCUGAUAACUCUUAUGGAGUGUUUGAUUCAGCUUUCCCAUCAGGAGGUGCCUUGGACAUGUUCGAUAAUGAUUUCAUUCAAGUUUUGAAGAAAUUUAAUACUUCAAAUGAUUUGGAUUUAGAGUAUUAUUGUUAUUACAAAGGUGAUGGUGCAUGUGACUUACCUGAAGCUCCUAAAGUUGAAGAUCUUAUGGACUUUGAUUCUUUAUGGCCAGAAAAGGAAUCAAAACAUCAUUUCCCACCGGAUUUUUCCAAUGCUGAUCGUUCCCUUUUCAACGUAUUACAUAUCUCCGAUUUCCAUACCCAAUUGAGAUAUACUGUUGGAGCUGAAGGUCAAUGUGAUCAAUCACUUUGUUGUUUACCUGAAAGUUUCACCGAACUGGUUGAUGAUGACGAAAAAUAUAACUUCACCACCCAGUAUCUGACCUACGUCCCUGAUUUAGAUGUUUCUUCCAUUAACUUGAGUUUUUAUCCUGAUGCUCAUUAUGAUGAAAACAACAAUUAUGUUUCAGGAGAUUCUGAAGACCUUACUAGUUCAAAAGGAUGGAACUUUGCUAUUGAACCCGCUUCUACUUUUGGUUCUUUCCUUUGUGAUUCACCAAUCGUUUUAGUUAACAAUACUUUGAAACAAAUAGCAAAAACCUUAGAUGAUAAAAAAUUCAAAUUCACUUUAUUUACUGGAGAUUUAGUUGAUCAUGAUAAAAUCCAUGCAAAUCCAGAAACUACCAUGGACGCUGAAAAAUUGGGAUUUGGAAUGAUCAAACAUUUCUUAGGGGGAAUUCCUGUUUAUUCUGCAAUGGGUAAUCACGAUACUUUCCCUUACGGUCAAUUAGCUCCUGAAAAAUAUGAUACCAUAAAUGCUUAUUCUUAUAAUAGUAAAUUAAUGAGUGAUUUAUGGGUAGGUGAUGGUUGGUUACCUGAAGAGGAUAGACAAGAAAUCAAAAGUCACUAUUCUGGUUUCUCUACCGUUACCAAAGAAGGAUUGAAAAUAAUUGUUUUGAAUUCUAAUGCUUAUUAUCAAAAAAAUUUAUGGGCUUAUAUCAACAUGGCCACAGAUUUGGAUCCUUUUGGUAACUGGGAAUUCUUGAUAAAUGAAUUAGUUGAAAGUGAAAAGAAUAAUCAAAGAGUUUGGAUCAUGUCUCAUAUUUCAUCAUCAGAUGAAGAUGCUUUACCUAUUCAAUCACAAAUAUUUUCCAAGAUCGUAGAAAGAUUCAGUCCCUAUACCAUUGCCAACAUUUUCUAUGGUCACACGCAUAGGGAUCAAUUCAAAAUUUUCUUUUCAUCAAAUUCCACUAGUGCUGAAGAUGUUGAAAGAGAAGUCAUCAACAUGGCCUAUUUAGCUCCUUCAGUCACUCCUCGUAAAAAUUAUAAUCCUUCAUAUAAAUAUUACGAAAUUGAAAAUAGUACCUUCAAUGUUAUUAAUUCAUACACAUAUUAUGCAGACUUAGAUGAAACUUAUGUUAGUGGGGGUAAAGAACCUGUUUGGGAUCAUUUUUACUCUGCAAGAGAAAUCUACGAUGAGGAUGGUGAAUGGCCAUCAGAUGCUCCAUUAAACGGUACUUUCUGGAACGAAUUUGUAUUGAAGAAGUUGACUGAUGAUGAUAUUGAUUUCAACCAGAAAUAUAUCGAUUAUCAAUACAGAAACACUCCUACCAAACCUGAUUGUACUUCCAAGAAAGGGAAAUUGAAAGACAAGUGUAAGAAGAAAAACUAUUGUGAAGCUAAUUUUGAUUUAUCUGAAGACUAUCUCAGAUGUAUCGAAGAAGUUGACAAUAGUUAA
Molecule: messenger RNA, 2142 nt
Organism: Yamadazyma jaroonii
Lineage: Eukaryota; Fungi; Ascomycota; Pichiomycetes; Serinales; Debaryomycetaceae
Source: the annotation of a GenBank genome assembly